Molecule: messenger RNA, 818 nt
Organism: Tachyglossus aculeatus (Australian echidna)
Lineage: Eukaryota; Metazoa; Chordata; Mammalia; Monotremata; Tachyglossidae
Product: glutathione S-transferase Mu 3-like
Exons: 8
Coding region: 49-711 (220 amino acids)
Biological process (GO): glutathione metabolic process
Molecular function (GO): glutathione transferase activity
Source: RefSeq, a predicted model, not a curated record
AACCCUCUGCCCGCGGCCAGGGCCGAGAUUGGGCCUGAGCCGACCAACAUGGCUAUGAUCCUGGGCUACUGGGAUAUCCGCGGGUUGGCCAAUGCCAUCCGCCUGCUGUUGGAGUACACGGACUCGGCUUAUGAGGAGAAGCGGUACAGCUGUGGAGAAGCUCCUGACUAUGAUCGAAGCCAGUGGCUGGAUGAGAAGUUUAAGCUGGGCCUGGACUUCCCCAAUUUGCCCUACCUCAUUGACGGAAACACCAAGCUGACCCAGAGCAAUGCCAUCCUGCGUUACAUCGCCCGCAAGCACAACUUGUGUGGGGAGACCGAGGAGGAGCGUGUGCGGGUGGACAUGUUGGAGAGCCAGGCCAUGGACUUCCGCAUGCAGCUGGUCAGAGUCUGCUACGACCCCGACUAUGAGAAACUGCGGCUGGGAUAUCUGGAGCAGCUCCCAGCUCAGCUGAAGCUGUUUUCCCAGUUCCUGGGGAAGAGGAAGUGGUUUGCAGGGAACAAGCUGACCUUUGUGGACUUCCUCCUGUACGACGUGCUGGAACAGAACCGCAUGUUUGAGCCCAAGUGCCUGGAUGAAUUCUCCAACUUGACUGAAUUCCUGGCCCGCUUUGAGGCCCUGGAGAAGAUUGCUGCCUACAUACGCACUGAUCGCUUCAUCAAGCUCCCCAUCAACAACAAGAUGGCGAAAUGGGGCAGCAAGAAGGUCUAGCCACUCUGACCCUCCUCCACCCCCAAAUUCUGGAGUGGUCCCCUCAGUUUCUGCUAUUGCUGGCCUGAAAUCUGUGUGGCAAAUAAAGCAUUUAUCUAGGCUUGGCA